This is a messenger RNA of Trifolium pratense (red clover), 2197 nucleotides long. RefSeq names its product polyamine oxidase 2-like. The record is from RefSeq and is a predicted model, not a curated record. Lineage: Eukaryota; Viridiplantae; Streptophyta; Magnoliopsida; Fabales; Fabaceae. Gene Ontology annotation, cellular component: peroxisome. The transcript has 10 exons. Bases 563 to 2023 code for a protein of 486 amino acids. Gene Ontology annotation, molecular function: polyamine oxidase activity. Gene Ontology annotation, biological process: polyamine catabolic process.
GUGUCGUUUUGAUUAAUCAACUAAAAUUACUAAACUACCCAUAUAAAAACAAAUCGCGUCCCUAUAUUGACCUCAUCAUAUCAACCACCACACAAACAACCUUAUAAAUAACGAAACCAUAACUCAACAUCUCUUAUGAAAUCUGAAUCUCUCUGUUCUGUUCCUUUUCGCACCAAUUAUUGAAAUUUUCACUUUCCUCUCUUUUUCUUUCUCCUCCAAAAACCAAUAACCAAACACCGACCAAACCAAACCCUUCUUCUUCUUCUUCCCCAAUUUCUCUUCUCUUCGCUCGGAUCUCAAAAUUCGCUUGAUUUCUUUCAUGAUCCGAUCGAGCUGAGAAGAGAAAAACACAAUUUACUCAAUCAAUUGUUUUCUUUUGUUUCGAAUUUCAACAAAUUUAGCUGCAUGAGCUGGUUUGGAAAAUUGCGUUUAUUUUCUAACCUAAAUUCGUUUCACUUCAUUACUUGUUUGUUAAUUUUUAAUCUUCAUUUUGAACCUUCAUUCAUCAAUUCCAAUUCAAAUAUUAAUACUAAUUUAAAUACUAAUUUCGAUUAUUCUCACUAUGGAGUCACGAAUUAAGACUAAUUCACGCAAAGGUUUUAAUUUUACAAAUGUUGACCAGCAGUCUGAGAGGUCACCGUCUGUUAUUGUCAUAGGCGGUGGUAUGGCUGGGAUUGCUGCUGCUCGUGCACUUCAGGAUGCUUCGUUUCAGGUUGUUCUUUUAGAAUCCCGGGAUAGACUUGGUGGCAGGAUUCACACUGAUUACUCAUUUGGUUUUCCUAUUGACCUAGGUGCAUCAUGGUUGCAUGGAGUUUGCAAUGAGAAUCCUCUGGCUCCAUUGAUUGGAAGGCUGGGCCUACCUCUUUACCGUACUUGUGAGGAUAACUCUGUCCUUUAUGAUCAUGAUUUGGAAAGCUAUGCGCUCUUUGAUAUGGAUGGAAAUCAAGUUCCACAAGAGUUGGUUACAGAAGUUGGUAAAAUAUUUGAAAUGAUUUUGCAAGAGACAGAUAAUGUACGACAGGAAUUCAGCGAAGACAUGUCCAUUCUACGUGCACUUUCACUUGUUUUUGAAAGAAAGCCAGAACUGAGAUUGGAGGGACUUUCACACAAGGUGCUUCAGUGGUAUUUAUGUAGAAUGGAAGGUUGGUUUGCUGCAGAUGCUGAUUCCAUAUCAUUGAAAUGUUGGGACCAGGAAGAAUUGCUCCCUGGUGGUCAUGGUCUUAUGGUCAGGGGCUACCUUCCUGUUAUACAUACCCUAGCCAAGGGUCUUGACAUUCGGCUGGGACACAGGGUGACAAAGAUAGUUAGGCGAUAUAAUGGAGUAAAGGUGACUACUGAAAAUGGGAAAACAUUUGUUGCCGAUGCUGCUAUCAUUGCCGUACCACUUGGUGUGUUGAAAGCAAACGUCAUAAAGUUUGAGCCAAAGCUUCCAGAAUGGAAAGAAGCUGCUAUUGCUGAUAUUGGAGUCGGAGUUGAAAAUAAAAUAAUUUUACACUUUAAAAAUGUAUUUUGGCCUAAUGUGGAGUUCCUGGGAGUAGUUGCUGACACAUCUUAUGGAUGCAGCUACUUUCUUAAUCUUCACAAAGCUGCAGGUCAUAAUGUUCUUGUUUACAUGCCUGCUGGGCGGCUGGCCAAAGACAUUGAGAAAAUGUCUGAUGAAGCAGCUGCUGACUUUGCUUUUGCGCAACUCAAGAAGAUCCUUCCAGAUGCUUCUUCACCGAUUCAGUAUCUCGUGUCUAGGUGGGGUACAGAUAUUAAUUCUUUAGGUUCCUAUAGUUAUGAUGCAGUUGGGAAACCGCAUGGUCUGUAUGAGAGGUUGCGGGUUCCUGUAGAUAACUUAUUCUUUGCAGGGGAGGCAACAAGUGUAUUAUAUACAGGGUCUGUUCAUGGUGCAUACUCUACUGGAACAAUGGCUGCUGAGGACUGCAGGAUGCGUGUCCUAGAAAGAUAUGGAGAGCUAGAUAUAUUCCAGCCAGUGUUGGAAGAGGGUUCGGUCAUACCACUUCUGAUCUCUCGUAUUUGAUUUUUUUUUUAUUAUGCCUUAUGCUGCCCCCUUAUGAGUGGCGUGACUCUUUGUACCUCUAAAGUAUUUUGAUUCCUUGAGGUUGAGUAUUAUCAUGGAUAGUACAGUAAUGCAUCAUUAGGUGUUUGGAAAAGACAUUCAGUUAUAUUUUAUACUAAGUAUUGUUACUUUGGA